CCAACCAGCAUCAGCAGUAUCUCCCUCACAGAGAGUGCCCUGUCACGACUGGACCGCCGCGAGGCCGAGACGUGGUGUAGCGGUCCCUUACCUCAGUACGAGGCCAUUAAUGGACAGAACAGACAGGCUAUUUUGUCCAACGUUCUCCAGACGUACACGACGGAGAUCGCGGAGUUGACAACUCAGUCUCAUCUUUGGUUCUGUAAAUCAUCCUCCAGGAUAGCUACCACUGGAUUCCUCAAUCUGUCGGACCUUUACACUGAUGAGGAGGUUGCUACAUUUUCCCUGUCUGACUCCCCCCAGCAGGACAGGAGACAGAGUCAGUAUGGGGACCUACCCCCCAGGCUGGCUGUCAGUCCCUCCCUAAUGAUUGAAAUGCUCUCAGGCCUAUACUAUGUCACGUUUAAUAGCCAGCCUUCAUUAGGACUUAAAGCUAUUUAUGAUCUUCAUCACAGAGCCAGCUAUGAGCUGUAUGCAGAUGUUCUACUGGUAACGAAUGCAAUGACUAACAGCCUCCAGUCCGUGGUGUCCAGUUCCAGUGACAGUGUACGAGGAAUGAUGGCCGUCACCCCGUCUACUUCAGCACACUCCAUCUCCAAAUCAGCCAUCACCAACGCUUCAUUUAGGGCCAAAAAAUUGCCAGAUGAUAUCAGCAUAGUUCCGGACGAAGACACGGCCAAAUUGGCAACCAUUGAUGAAGACACCCAAGAAGUUGUCUCCCCUAAGGCAGCACCUAAAGCCUCUAAGUUCAACAUAGCCAAAGCAAUUCUCAAGGGUGAUAAAUCCAAACCGAAGGAGCCGAAGAAAGAGGCAGCGGAUCACAAAACCAGUUUGUCAAACGGAGAUGCACCAGAUGUUGCUGUUGUUAAAAACAAUUCCAGAAUUGUUGUUGAUAACUUUGAGAUGCAGCCCUUCAACCGAAAAAAUUCUGAUCUUGAAAACAGUGAAGAUAAAACUGUGUCAUCUCCUUUGAUACCUAAGCCCCAUUCUACAAGCAGCAUAGGGAAAGACAUGAAAACCAGGCUACAAGAUCACACGCGCAAUCCCUCGGGCUCCUCCGUUAAUUCAGACAACUAUAGCACAAACUUGUAGGCAUGCUUAUAGGUCAUCAAUAGUUAUUUAUUAUAAAUACUGACUUUUUAUGCUUCGGAUAUUGAGAGUAUAUUUUUUUGAAGGGAAAAUAUAGGGUUAUAUUUUUUGGUUUGUAAAUUUAAUGUGAUUAAUGAAUGUGAUGAUUCUUUUUAGAGUUUUUAAGCUAUGUAUGUUAGAAGUUUUUCCUUGAUAUCUUAUAUAUUUGUGAACUUAAUAUUUUCAUGCACUUAAUCUUUGCAAUUAAACUAAAAAAAAAGCUUUAAAGAUGCCUCAAAAUCCCCCCUAAUAUACAAUAACUUAUUUAUAUAUGUUCUGUAUUCUGUAUGGAGAAAAGUUCUUGUAAGGGAGAAAAUCUGUUUUUGAAAUGAAUUUAAAUGAUCAAUUAAGGUGCUUCUUAAUGUGCUGUAAUUGUCUUUCAGUACACCUGUACAUAUAUAAGGCAUUCCACAAUGUGAUACUAAUCUAGUGCUGAACCGACAAGUAUAUGCACUAUUACUACACGUAAAAGCUAUGAAUACAUGUACAGUCAACCUACUUCAGAGUGAAAUUCAUUACAGUGAACAUCUGAUUAAGAACUAGCCUACUAAUGUUUUAUUUGUAAGCAUCACUGAUUAAUCAGGAUGUUCAUCAUAACCAUGUUUUCCUGUGGGGCAGUUAUGGCCCGGCUAGUUCAAUGGGGGAUCAAAUAUAGGUUGAACCAGUAAUGCCUUUUUAGGAAUAAAGUUUCUGAAUCUACCUCUUUUUGUGACUUGUACAUAUGCAAUAUAUUAACCAUUCAGAGCAUUCUACAAAUUAUUAAACGUUAUGUU
Molecule: messenger RNA, 1901 nt
Organism: Saccostrea cuccullata (small rock oyster)
Lineage: Eukaryota; Metazoa; Mollusca; Bivalvia; Ostreida; Ostreidae
Product: hyccin 2-like
Exons: 6
Biological process (GO): protein localization to plasma membrane; phosphatidylinositol phosphate biosynthetic process
Cellular component (GO): plasma membrane
Source: RefSeq, a predicted model, not a curated record